Molecule: messenger RNA, 1823 nt
Organism: Pelecanus crispus (Dalmatian pelican)
Lineage: Eukaryota; Metazoa; Chordata; Aves; Pelecaniformes; Pelecanidae
Source: RefSeq, a predicted model, not a curated record
AAACAAGAAGCAGAAGGAAAAAGAGGUUCGUGUCCAGCCCCCGCUACGUGGAGACCAUGCUGGUAGCCGACCAGUCCAUGGCCGAGUUCCACGGCAGCGGGCUGAAGCACUAUCUCCUGACGCUGCUCUCCGUGGCGGCCAAGCUGUACAAGCACCCCAGCAUCCGCAACUCUAUCAGCCUGGUGGUGGUGAAAAUCAUGGUCAUUUACGAGGAGCGGAAGGGACCCGAUAUCUCUUCCAACGCAGCCCUGACUUUGAGAAACUUCUGCAGCUGGCAGAAGCAGCACAACCCGCCCAGUGACCGGCACGCCGAACACUACGACACGGCAAUCCUCUUCACCAGGCAGGACCUCUGCGGUGCCAAGACAUGUGAUACUCUUGGGAUGGCUGAUGUGGGAACAGUUUGUGAUCUAAACCGCAGUUGCUCUAUCAUAGAAGACGAUGGUUUACAGGCUGCCUUUACAACAGCCCACGAACUAGGCCACGUGUUUAACAUGCCUCAUGACGACGCAAAGCAGUGUGCUGGUAUUAAUGGAAUAAGCCGGGAUUUCCACAUGAUGGCAUCUAUGCUUUCCAACCUGGAUCGCAGCCAGCCUUGGUCUCCAUGUAGUGCCUACAUGAUUACAACAUUUUUGGACAACGGUCAUGGUGAGUGUUUGUUGGACAAGCCCCACAAACCAAUCCAGCUUCCUUCUGACUUGCCUGGCACGUUGUACGACGCCAACAGACAGUGCCAGUUUACAUUUGGAGAUGAGUCCAAGCACUGCCCUGAUGCAGCCAGUACAUGUACGACGCUGUGGUGUACUGGCACUUCUGGAGGACUGCUCGUGUGCCAAACCAAACACUUCCCUUGGGCAGACGGCACCAGUUGUGGGGAAGGGAAGUGGUGCAUGAAUGGCAAGUGUGUGAAUAAAACUGAGAAGAAGCAUUAUGAUACACCAGUGCAUGGGAGCUGGGGGUCCUGGGGGGCGUGGGGAGAGUGCUCCCGGACCUGUGGUGGUGGAGUGCAGUACUCUUUCAGGGAGUGCGACAACCCCGUCCCAAAAAAUGGGGGGAAAUACUGCGAAGGGAAGCGGGUGCAAUACAGAUCAUGUAACAUCGAGGACUGUCCGGACAAUGAUGGCAAAACCUUUAGGGAGGAACAAUGUGAAAAGCACAAUGAGUUUUCUAAGUCUCCCUUUGGAAGUGGACCUGCAGUGGAGUGGACACCCAAGUUUGCCGGUGUCUCUCCAAAAGACAGAUGCAAGCUGGUCUGCCGAGCAAAAGGAACAGGAUACUUCUUUGUUUUACAGCCAAAGGUUGUGGAUGGUACCCCAUGUAGCCCCGAUUCCACCUCCGUCUGCGUCCAGGGACAGUGCGUAAAGGCUGGCUGCGACCGUAUGAUAGGAUCCAAUAAGAAGUUUGACAAAUGCGGUGUCUGCGGUGGCAAUGGAUCCACUUGCAAGAAAGUGUCUGGCACACUUGUUAGAGCAAAACCCGGCUACCACGACGUUGUCACCAUUCCAGCUGGGGCGACGAACAUUGAGGUGAAGCAGCGAAACCACAGGGGUGCGAGACACGAUGGCAGCUUCCUCGCCAUCAAAGCGGCAGAUGGCACCUACGUCCUGAAUGGCGAUUACACCCUGUCGACGCUGGAGCCCAAGAUCAAGUACACCUAUUUCGUGAAGAAGCCCGUGCAGCCUGGGUCGGAGAAGGCACCCAGUAGAAAGAGAGAGUCCUUCAACGCCAUCAGGGAGAUCAUCUCCUCCGAGUGGGUCAUCGAGGAGUGGGGCGAGUGCUCCAAGUCAUGCGGCUCGGGCUGGCAGCGGCGGGCCGUGGAGUGC